Nilaparvata lugens (brown planthopper) is the source of this 1351-nucleotide messenger RNA. RefSeq names its product glutamic acid-rich protein-like. NCBI's taxonomy places the organism in Eukaryota, Metazoa, Arthropoda, Insecta, Hemiptera, Delphacidae. The transcript has 6 exons. Bases 170 to 892 code for a protein of 240 amino acids. The record is from RefSeq and is a predicted model, not a curated record.
AUAGUAGGUCUAUUUACUUUUGUUAUGUUUCAGAGCUCAAUGAAAUAUUUCAUUUUUCGAUGAAAUAGUCUAGAACUGUCAAGAGUUUUUGUUUGAGUAAUUUUUAUAAUAAUUUGAAACCUAGAAAAUACUAUACAAAUUUCAGUUUUGGAAUCAUUGUGAGAUAAAUAUGGAAAUGAGAAAACAUUUUUCUGAGACUGAUUUACCAGUGAAUACAAAAAUUAGUAUAAAUGCUAAAAGACGAAUACUAUCAAUAAGAAACAAUCCCACUACUACAGAUUCUCAAAUAACGAAGAUCGUAUCUUCACAAGCCGCUGGUGAUUUGAAAAUAAGCGAUUCUUUAGUCAGAAAACAAAAACAAAUUGAGAAAGUUGAAGAGGAUUUUGCUAGCAGUGCUUCAGAGACUACAGUUUUAAGUAGUCUCAAAACAAGUGGAAGUGAUAUUACUAUAAGGAAUGACACCUCAAAAACUGGGGAUGAUAGAAAGAGCGACUAUGCCAAUAACAACGUAAUCAAUGCAAGCAUUUCAGAGGAGGAAGAUGAUGAUGAAAAAGAUGAGGAAGAAGAUGAAGAUGAUGAUGAAGAGGAGGAGGAGGAAGAGGAAGAAGUAGAAGAGGAGGUUAAGAAGAAGGAAAUGAUCAGAAUAGAACAGAAAAAGGUCCAUAAUGUGAAUAAAUAUGAAGAUAGAAAAACUAAUCACAAGAAAGUGGAUACCUAUAAAGAAGAAUUUCAGAUACUAGAGACGAUUCUAUCGUCAGCGGUUAUUUGGAUCCACUUUUUUGUGGUGAUAGUUUGGAUAAUUACCGUCACUUCUUGGUAUGUGUUACCGCUAAUGGGAGUGGAGGACACUUUCAUAGACAAGCUUAUGACAACUCAAGAUGAAAUAGAAUAAGGAACCGGAGACGGAAUAUGAGAAAGCAUCUGCUGAAAAUAAAGCAAAAUCUAUUCGGCUAUAAUUAGAAAGAUAUUUAUGUCAACAAAGCAAGAUAUAAUGAAAUAUAAUUGGAAAUAAAUUUUGAUCGACAAGAAAUAGAUUUAAAAUUACUUGGAGAAUGAACGGAAAAUCAGGUUUUUUAUUCAGAUAGAAUAAAUUUAUCCUUAAAAUCAGAUCAAGUUACAGUGAUAAAAGUCAGUUAUUCUAUCAGAUCUGUUUCUCGUAUACAUACAUAGAGUUACUAUAACUCUAUGAUACUAGCAGAUGAAAAUCCGUUCACUAAACCCAAUAUGAAAAUUUAAACACGAUCUAAAUCAAUGAUAUUAAAUUAAUGCGGUUAUGCACAAAAUGUGUGAAAUGUCGAAUAAAACCAUUCUGCUCAAAAAUAAACUGAGUAUUUUUUCAACGAACUAGAAA